Messenger RNA from Dromaius novaehollandiae (emu), 4720 nucleotides. Its product is annotated as mitogen-activated protein kinase kinase kinase 3-like. Bases 300 to 2165 code for a protein of 621 amino acids. The transcript is spliced from 17 exons. Gene Ontology annotation, molecular function: protein kinase activity; ATP binding; protein binding. Gene Ontology annotation, biological process: protein phosphorylation. Lineage: Eukaryota; Metazoa; Chordata; Aves; Casuariiformes; Dromaiidae. The record is from RefSeq and is a predicted model, not a curated record.
UCCUCCCGCUUUUGUGCGCCGCCCCGCGCCGCCCCGCGCCCCGCUGCUGCCGCCGCCGCUGCUGCUGGUGCUGGUGGUGCCGCCGCGCCGGUCCGCGCCGAGCCGCGCUUAGCCGAGCCGUGCCCAGCCGUGCCCGGGCGGGCGGGCGGUGCUCGGCGCUGGGCCCGCGGUGCUGCGAGCCGCCGGGCAUGGCGCUGCGCCGGUAGCCGCGCCGCCGGACGGGGGUGGAUGCUCGAGAGUGGAGGAUAAGGUACAAGUGUCUGGGACCAGUGGAAUGGAGGCCUGAUGUAGAUGGAAAGAUGGAUGCAGAAGAAGCUCUGAACUCUAUUAUGAAGGAUUUGGCAGCGUUGGGCAAAUGUGGGGGGCUGCUAGACAACAACAGGAAUAAAAACAGUGUCCACUCCGGCAAACAGCAGCGGAAUGUCAGGAUCAAGUUUGAAUAUGAGGGAGAGAAAAGGAUUAUCCAGUUUCCAAGACCAGUCAAAUUCAAAGAAGUGGUGCAGAAAGUCACGGAUGCUUUUGGACAGACGAUGGACUUAGUCUGCGUGAAUAACGAGCUCCUGAUCCCCCUGAAAUCCCAGGAAGAUUUGGACAAAGCGAUGGAACACUUGGAGCUAAGCCCUUCCCUGAAGAGCCUGCGGAUCAUUGUGAGCGCUCCAAAGAAAGCGAAUCUCCUGCAGCCGAACAACAGUAAACAGCAUGAAAUGAGGAUCUCCAGAUCCAUGGGCGAUAUCAUGGGAUCCUUGUACAAAGACUCUGAGAGGACGCGGAAGUAUUCCACAGGCUCUCUGCACACCGGCCGGAGCUCGCCGCCGCCGGGCAGCGUUCCCGAAGAGCAGCAGCAGAUCGCUCGCCAGGGCUCCUACACCAGCAUCAACAGCGAGGGCGAGUUCAUCCCCGAGACCAUGGACCAGAACAUGCUCGAAGCUUUCAUCAGCCUGGACGAGUCGCUGUCUGGGAGCUGCCAGUCGCUGGACAGACCUGUGGACAGCCCUCCCUUCUCCCAAACCCCUGUUCCUGGAAGGAAGAGCCAUCCCAAAGACAGUCUCGAUUGCAUGGAUUUCGACAUCCCGUUCUGUGAGAGGUUUGGGAAAGGUGGGACCUUCCCUCGGCAAUACCACCUCUCCCAGAGUCGCAAGGACUACAGCGAUGGCCGGAGGACUUUCCCCAGGAGUUAUUUCCCACAGGAGAACUUGUUUCAACUUGUCCCUUCUAGCCGAACCAAGAGCUUUAAUGGGGACAGUAAGCUCAGCACCUUGCAGUAUGACGAGUACAGACCCAAAUGGUGGAACAAUUGUGAAAAAGGUCUGCAGGUCUUCAGCACCUCCCCUACUAAAGCUAGGAACUCUCUACAAGCACCUGUGAACUGGAGGCUGGGGAAGCUGCUUGGAAGAGGAGCUUUUGGGGAAGUUUAUCUCUGCUAUGACGCUGACACUGGCCGGGAGCUGUCGGUGAAGCAGGUGCCUUUUGACCCUGACAGUCAAGAGACAAGUAAAGAGGUAAAUGCCUUAGAAUGUGAGAUUCAGCUGCUGAAGACUCUCCGGCACGACAGGAUAGUGCAGUACUAUGGGUGCUUACGGGACCCUGAGGAGAGGAAGCUGUCUAUCUUUGUCGAAUACAUGCCAGGGGGUUCAAUAAAGGACCAACUCAAAGCUUACGGUGCUCUGACAGAGAACGUCACCCGGAAGUACACCAGGCAGAUCCUGCAGGGAGUCUUCUACUUGCACAGCAAUAUGAUUGUCCACAGGGACAUUAAAGGUGCCAAUAUUUUGAGAGAUUCUGCUGGAAAUGUGAAACUAGGAGAUUUUGGAGCCAGCAAACGCAUUCAGACCAUCUGCAUGUCUGGGACUGGGAUUAAAUCUGUCACGGGAACACCAUACUGGAUGAGCCCGGAGGUUAUCAGUGGAGAAGGCUAUGGAAGGAAAGCUGACGUGUGGAGCGUGGCCUGUACCGUGGUGGAGAUGUUAACGGAAAAGCCGCCAUGGGCAGAGUUCGAAGCAAUGGCGGCUAUUUUUAAAAUCGCGACGCAGCCGACCAACCCCCAGCUCCCCGAUGGCGUCUCGAACUCCUGCCGCAACUUUCUCAAGCAGAUCUUUGUGGAGGAGAAGCGGAGGCCCACGGCCGAAGACCUGCUGAGACACCCCUUCGUCAACUGUGGGCUCUAACCCCCGGGCGGUGGGGAUGGGGAAACGCCGGCGGGAGGGGGGCGGCCACCAGACCCAUGGCCCUUUGCACUCUGCAGAUCAGACCUCAGCCUUGGGCUGUUCCUCACGGCGGCCCCGCAGGUCCCAUCUCGCCUCCUUGUCAGCUCGGCGGCCGCUGUGAUGUUUGAUUUCGAAGCUGCACUUGGGACCAUCGGAGCCUGGAGAUGGUGGCCACCACUGGCUGCCAAGGAUUCAGAACGACGGAGUUCCCUGACACCCCAUCUGUGCAGGUGCCGGCCUCAGACCAAGUAACCUUGCUGUCAACAGGUGCCGAGAGGUUCCCCAUUUGCCAUGUUACUUAUCCCAUGGGAAAGUGAGGCAAAUGGGAUGUGUCACCCCCAGCACGACAGCGACGCUGACAGCAUCCCCAGGACCAGAGGAGGAGAAAGAUGCUCAGUGGCAAGCGCUGCCUUUCGCCGAGGAACGGACACAGGCAUCAGCCACGCUGGAGGAGAUAAUCCUCAGACCACGGAGUCGGGGGGAUGUUCCCCGCUGAGAAGGGGAAGGGAACCCUCCUGGAGGUAGCAAGGAGUUGGGAGACCAGCCAGCAUCUCCAGGGGGCUACACUUAAUACUGUUCUGUGCCUUAAGCGGUUACAAUCAAGGAACGAUGCUCGACUCGGCACAAAGUAUGGAGUCGGGCGCAAUUAUGCAGCAGCCAAGUUGACUUUGCCUGUGUGUGUGUGCGUGUGUGUGUGUGUGCGCGCAACAGUCUGAAAGAGGGGUUCUUCUCGAGACGUGGGAAGUCUCCGUAGGGUACGCCUGCUGAUGGUUCCUGAGGACCUCUGGUGUGCGGUGGGUAAGGAUGCUUAAAUGAUGUUGAUGCCUGCGCCAUGCAGAGCUGAGCACAAGCUAAUCCUUCAUCCUUUCCCCAUUGAAACCAUGGGAGUUUUGGCAGGAGCUAGAGGGGGUCUUUAUGAGGGCAACUCUGUGCUCGUAGUCCUAGCGCUGAUAACCCGGGCCCGGUUCUGCUGUGCUGCUAACGUGGGGCUGGAGCUGUGCUGCCGUGCUUUAGGAACGGGUUCUGCGGGAGGAGCGUAGCUGGGCCAGGGCGAUGCACUGGGGACGGGCUCCAUAACCAUGAAGCCUCCACAUGGGACGUCGGAGAUGCCUAGCUUGAGGGCAGCUCAAAGCAUGUGCUUAAAGUUGCCUCAUUUUAUACAGUGUGGAACGGGGAAAGGUCAAAGCACAGCUGGGCCGAAGUCUCUCUGGCCAACGUGAACCUGCCAACAGACCUGGGGGCAAGCAGAGAGACCCUGGAAGCCAGUUGCUUCAUUAGAUAUUGCUCAUUUGGGGCAAAUUAAUUGCACCAUCCCACCUCCCGUUUCCACGCUGCAUUAGCCGUUUCCACGCGGCUUGGCAGAGGUUAAAUAAGCACUUAACAGGGUGGUGCCAGCUUCAGGCUGGCAAACGCAGGUUUAUUUUUUCAUUGAGAGCAAAAAGUGUUGCUUGGAGUGAAGGGGAAGCUGAGAACGUGGCCAGUCGUGUGAUUUUGCACAUCGUCGAAGUGGGCCUUUGCGCUGGCGGGGAGACGGCAGGAGCCUUUCCUUGUCCAGACCGAUGUGGCCCAGAGAGUAGAAAAGAAGCAAAAACUCUGGACGCAGGUUAAUUAGAGUUGUUUCAGUGAAAAAAGCAAAGAGGGGUGGUGUUAGGGGAAAAACUAAUAGGGUGAAUGCAUAAAAAUAUUCCUGUAAGUUUUUCUGCAAAGCUGGGGGGGCUGGUCAGCAUCGGGGCCAAAUUUCGGGGAAGCCAAGGACAGCGCCAGCGGGGCGACACCAGGAUUUUUGUGCCUGUGGACCAAAACAGUGCCGGGUCUCCUCUGGAGGCCUUCCGGGAGGAAAUACGGAAUAUUAUCCUAUAAAUGGGACCAAAUCCAUCAAGUCUGUUCAGUUCUAUGGGGCAGAUAGAGAAAACGGGGCGGGGGGGGGGAGCACUUAGCUGAUGAGGGUUUUGUCAGAAGAGGGUAAAAGAAGGCGUUUUCACACCAAAAAAAAAAAGGUUUUAGGCUGCUUUUCCCCUUCCACUGAAUCUGCUUGGGUUUUAUAUUCUCAGCCUGGGUUUCCCCUGCCAAAGAGCUGAGAACAAAUUAGCUUCUCCCCGCCUCGUGAGCCGUCCGGCCGCAUCUCGGUGCGGCUCCUCUCCACCCGGUGCGUGUGUGUGCGUGUGUGUGCGACUCGCUCCUCAGGUGCCUUUGCCCUUUUUUUUUUUUUUUUUUUUUAAAAAAAAAAGCCCUUGCAGUGUUCUGAUGUACAAAAUGAAGCUAGGGAAAGAGAAUGUAAUAUUAUGCCAUGUAAAUUUUUUUUUUUAAAGAGAAUUUUCUUACCUAGCGUUUCUCUGGAAGCGGGAGAGGCGCCUCCCCCCCGUGCGGCCUGUGUCAUUACCCCCGUGCAACCCCGCGGCGCGCGACGAGGCCGGCGGCCCGCUGCCUUGCGUGACCGCGCCGGCGGCUCGACGAGCGCAAUUAAGCUAACGAUGGAUGGGUCUGACUAGAAAUAAUGAAGCUGUUCGGUUCUUGGA